Sphaerulina musiva SO2202 is the source of this 2575-nucleotide messenger RNA. Its product is annotated as NAD_binding_2-domain-containing protein. Bases 1339 to 2406 code for a protein of 355 amino acids. Gene Ontology annotation, cellular component: mitochondrion. Gene Ontology annotation, molecular function: NAD binding; NADP binding; 3-hydroxyisobutyrate dehydrogenase activity. The transcript is spliced from 2 exons. Gene Ontology annotation, biological process: L-valine catabolic process. The record is from RefSeq and is a predicted model, not a curated record. Lineage: Eukaryota; Fungi; Ascomycota; Dothideomycetes; Mycosphaerellales; Mycosphaerellaceae.
CUGGAUCUACUGCGCUUCGUACUUGAGACAGAGCGUUCGUUUGUCAAAGCGCAGUUACUCGAAGAAGUCAUACCACUCUGCAGCCGGACCAUCGACUUCAUAGCCGUGCCGAUCUCCAGGGCGUCCAAGAAUCCAAAUUUUGCUGCAAACAUGGACGCCAAAGCGUUCAACAACUUGGCGGAAGAGCUUGACGUCGAGAGAGUCAUGGAAUUCUUGCACUCGCUAUGUAGUGCUGCUUACCUGACUGCUGACUGCAUUGGGACUUUUUGGAGCACGCUUGACUUUGGUUUUACUUUGCAGAUGUUGGGUAAAGCACAACCUCGAAGCCAAAUUACAGCGGUGUUGCAAAUGCUGGCGACAUCGGCUGCUGAGUCCACGUUCGGCAUCAUUUCACCAGAUCCUCUCAAGCAACGCGAAGUCGAAAAGGCCAUAGUGGAACGAUUGACAAAUUUGCUAUUCGAGACUCCUGAAGCUCCCAAGGACGAAGAGCCGUAUAGCAUCGAAGAGAUGCUGGAGCUGCGCGUUGAGGUGCUCAAUGUGUUCCACAAGAUGUGCUACACCGAUCAUGGCGGAUUACUUUUAGUCCAACAGAAGAGCGCAAUAGGAAGAUUCAUCCGCUUCCUUGACGCCCAGAUGAGUCGACUGUACCAGGUCAGACCUACGGUAGGCAUGCAGCCCAGAUCUGAUGGGCGCCUCGAAUGUCACGAUCUCAUCGUCAAGUCGAUCAACAUGGUUGUGCGAAUCCUUCACCAUUUACUGCGUACCUACGAAGUGGAAGUGGUGCCAAAACUGCAUGUAGUGCAUGGUGGCUACCACAAGUUCCUCGUCAGUCUUACCCGUGUUGCCUUUAGUGAGCAAUUGGUCCUCGAAGCUGGGAUCGAAGAGGAAGUUGCUGAAGCCGCCCAUAAUAUUCUGGAUAACGUACUAGGUCCUGAAGAUGGAGAUGCCGUGAUGAAAGCUAUUGAGACGCCCAGGGGCACCAGAAGCUCGACUACAGAGAAGGCUACUACGACUGGUGGAGCCGAUAUGAGUCCAGAGGGGGAUGAUACGACCAUGAGUGAGCUGGGCUGAGGCCAGUCUUCUUCACAGACGGCAACAACAAUUUUGGACCAACCGCUCAAUCGUCUGAGUCUCAACUCGCAACCCGUCACUCCGAUAGUCCCGAAACAGAGCCGCAGACGUCAGCAGCUCUUCCGAGCUCGGACACAGUUCGCGGGGUUCGAAACCCAAAGACAUGCCAUGCUGCUGUAGAGAGUCGACGACAUCUGGGGAAGCUCUCACUUGUUGUCGGUGCCUCCUCAUUGCUGUCUUUCUACUGUUCGCGACUGAAUCUGCAAGAUGGCAGACCUUCCCAAAACCAUAGGUUGGAUCGGGCUUGGCCUGAUGGGCUAUCCCAUGGCUCGCAAUCUCGUCAAGAAAAUGAGCAGCGACACUCAUUUUCACGUCUACGACGUGGUACAGGAGAAUGUGGAUAAAUUUGUGAACGAUGGAGAGGGAAGAGCACACGCAUGCACGAGCUGCAAAGAAGUGGCAGAUAAGGAUCUAAUCCUUUCCAUGGUACCAGAAGGUGCGCACGUCAAACGAGUAUACCUCGACCCCGAAACUGGCGUCCUCCUCUCCUCCCUCAACACCAAAAUCCUGAUCGAUUGCUCCACAAUCGACACUGCCUCCUCCCUCGCCGUCCGCGAAGCCACCCUCUCCACCCACCCACAAGCCACCUUCUACGACGCCCCCGUCUCAGGCGGCGUCCUCGGCGCCGAAAAGGGCACAUUAACAUUCAUGCUCGGCUGCAGCCAAAGCGACCCUCACCUCCCUCUCCUCGACGCCCUAUUCCGUCUCAUGGGCAACCCGUCAGCCAUCUUCCCCGCCGGCGGACCCUCUCUCGGCCUCACGGCCAAACUCUGCAACAAUUACUGUUCAGGCCUCAUCGCCAUCGCCGUCUCCGAAGCCAUGAACAUCGGCAUCCGCUCCGGAAUGGACCCUCGCAUCCUCGCUAACAUCUUCCACACUUCGACCGCCCAAAGCGCUAUUUGCGACGACUGGAAUCCCGUCCCCGGUCUCUGUCCCACGGCUCCCGCGAGUCAGAAUUAUCAAGGCGGAUUUCGCGUACAACUCAUGAAGAAGGAUUUUGGACUUGCCGUCGAAAUUGCCGAGCACGUUGGUGCGACUUUGGCGCUGGGAGGUCUUGGGUUGAAGGUAUAUGAGGAAGCGAGUCGGGAUGAGAGGUAUCGGGAUUUGGAUUCGAGAGUCGUGUAUCGCUAUUUGGAUGGUGUGGAGAAGUGGAAUGAGGAGGGGAAAUUUGAGGAGCGCGUGGAGAUGAAGAGGGAUGAGACGAGGAGGUUGUUGAAGGUUGCGAGGGAGGUGGGGGAGAGGGGGACGGUGGAGAAGGCGAGGAAUAUUAUGUGAGGAGGAGGAGGAGGUUGGAGGCCUGAUGAGAGUUCUUGUUGUAGCAUCUUCACUCCUCUACCAAUCUCCGGCUGUGGCACUCAGAGAGGGCUUGUGGGGCGUAGGAGCUCUCUGCGACAAUGGAGAACGCUCAGCAUGCACAAGUAAAGAGAGAGAGAGAGAGAGAGAG